Adineta steineri is the source of this 1062-nucleotide messenger RNA. NCBI's taxonomy places the organism in Eukaryota, Metazoa, Rotifera, Eurotatoria, Adinetida, Adinetidae. The record is from the annotation of a GenBank genome assembly.
AUGCCGUCUGCAGAGAAUAGCUCCCUUGAAUAUUUACGAAGUUUAGUUAGUUAUGAUAUUAAUUCAAUUCUGUAUGAUGAUACAUUAGUUUGUUCAUUACCAAAUAAUACAGAGGUUGGAUCAUUUGAAGUUAAAAUAUCUAAAACAAAUUAUGGUGAUCUUCAUGAUUGUAUUCAAGUUGUUGCUAAUAGUCAAGCAACUAUUGAUAAUGUUCUAUGCGGUACAACAGUACGAGCAGUUGUAACACGAGAACUUGUUACUGUACAACAAGAACAUACGGAAUAUGUUAAAUUACCAAAUCCUAUAACACGAAUCGUUGAUUUUAUAUCAGAAUCAACAGAUUAUGUUAUUACAAUUAAUAAUGAAGAAGGCAAAAAAAAAACUACUGAAACAAAACGUAUUCCAAAAAAUCAAGCACAUGGACUUAUCUUAGAAGGUGCUAAUCUUAUUUUACAACGUUUAAUGGUUCAACGUAAUAUGCCAGAAAAAGUUACAUUACUUUCACUUGAUUCAUCAUCAGAAUUGUGUCUCAAUGUUUAUACAUCAUUGGGUCCACAGCAAAUUCAUAUUAAUGGCAAAGAUAUUGAAGCAUGGGGUAUACAACGGCAAAUAUUUGAAACAAAACCAAAUGUAUUACCAGUUGCAUGGCAAAGUUAUUUAAAUAUUGAUGGGCGUCUUAUUUCUCGAUAUCAAGUGGGUUCACCAAUUAAAAUGAAAACACAAACAUUACCAACAGCAGAGGAAUUUGAUGAAUAUUUACCUAAACCAGAAAUUCCAAAAAGAAAUCUUAAAUGGGAAGAUGAUUUAGAAUUACGUUCAAAAUUUCUUGACAGACGUGAAGAAUUAAUUGAUGAUUAUAAAUCUUAUAUCUAUCAUCAUCCAGACAUAACUGCACUUGUAUCUGAUUUUCUUCAAUCUGUUUUAAUUAUGAAACCUGAAAAUGUAAUUGACUAUGCAACGGAAUUUUUUGCUCCAUUUAAUUCUCAAACAGCCGAUCGUUCUUUAUUUCGUUUUGCUGAUGAAAAAAUUCCUGUACCAAAACCAAAUUUAUCUUUACAAUAA